AUGAACAUUCCUCCUCCUCCUCCUCAUGUAUGAGGUUUACAAUCUAAAAGACGACCCUCAGAUCUCCAGUUUUCGGCACCUCAACGUAACCUUAUAUCCAUGGCAUCGUAUCUCCAUGAAACCGUGCUUCAAGACAACAUUAACAAAAACAAUGACGAAUUCUCUCUUGAGAAAUGGAAUCACUCAUCUAAUUCCACCGAUAAAUCACAAAAUGCAUUGUCAGAUCAUUUCGAUUGUAAUAUUUGUUUAGACACGGUUCAAGAUCCGGUGGUCACACUUUGUGUACAUCUCUAUUGUUGGCCAUGUAUCUACAAAUGGAUUGAUCUUUCACACAAAGUAAAUCCAUUAUGCCCCAUAUGUAAAACUGAAAUAUCUGAAAAAACCUUAAUUCCAUUAUACGUCCCUACCUCAACCGCAAAACCUAAUUCUCAAGAAAACAUAGUCCAGAUCCCACGUAGGCCUUCUAUGCCUAGUUGUGGGGUCCAUGUCAUGCCAUGUCAACAACAUAAUUUUCAUGGCUUUCAACAAGAAGCACCCGAUGUAACUUUACCAACAGGCCCGAUAUCCGGAAUGUUUGGGGAAAUUGUGUACGAUGGGGGUUUUGGGAAUUCGAGAGAUCUUUUGUUUGGGUAUGGAGAUUCGUAUGGUUUAGCCGGGCUUAGUACAAGACGGGCAAGAAGGCAAAUAGCUCGAGAUGAGAGGUCGCUUGGCCGAAUUUGUUUUUUCUUGUUAUGUUGUGUAAUGUUGUGUCUUCUCUUAUUUUGAUUAUUUCAUUACAUGAAAUAUUGUAUCUAGAAAGUUAAAAUUUUGUUAUGUGCUCAUUCACGAUAUAC
Molecule: messenger RNA, 833 nt
Organism: Lactuca saligna
Lineage: Eukaryota; Viridiplantae; Streptophyta; Magnoliopsida; Asterales; Asteraceae
Source: the annotation of a GenBank genome assembly